Molecule: messenger RNA, 384 nt
Organism: Symbiodinium sp. CCMP2456
Lineage: Eukaryota; Dinophyceae; Suessiales; Symbiodiniaceae
Source: the annotation of a GenBank genome assembly
GCAACCGCUGGCAGCAGGACAUGGAGCUGAUCCUACGAGGCUGCAAGGUCCACGUGAACACCUCGUGGGUUUGGCAGGUUCCCUCUGCAGCCGCCUACUUCAUUCGCCCAUCGAUGGUUCCCGUUGCUCAGUCGCUCUUCGCUGCCUACGACCAGUUCGUGUCGAAACUGCCGAACUACGGAGCUCAAGUAUUGCAGAGGCUGAUGCCAAAAAAGGACAGCUUUUGGAAAGCUUCGGUGCUGCCCUACGACAGCACAGAUGGCCGACACUUGCACCGGCACAUGAAGAAAGGAGAGGCGGACCGGGUGAAGGUGUACAAGGGCGAGGUUGCCACGGACGAUGCGGUCUACAACUUUCCCAAAGCCAUGAAUCAGUCGAAGUAUC